Messenger RNA from Wyeomyia smithii (pitcher-plant mosquito), 1378 nucleotides. RefSeq lists its product as uncharacterized. Lineage: Eukaryota; Metazoa; Arthropoda; Insecta; Diptera; Culicidae. Bases 72 to 1034 code for a protein of 320 amino acids. The record is from RefSeq and is a predicted model, not a curated record. The transcript is spliced from 2 exons.
AGACAGUAUCAAUUCCAUCACUCUGUCGUGUGCCACCCGUUAUCGAUAAGCUUAAACCGUAAUCCAAGAAUAUGAGACACAUAACUAAGUUAACGUUCAAAUAUUUAGUUCUUAUACUGGCCUUCAAUGCAGCUCGCGGUAUUACAAAUGAACCGAGAAAAUUGAAGACUGAAGCAUUGACUAAACGUGGGAGCGAAAUUGAAUCCACAAAUAAUGAAGGAAAGAAGCAAAAUUUUAAGCGGCAUCUUUCAUUGGGGCUUGGUUUCGGUGAAGACAACAUAGGAUAUGGGAGCAGUAUAUCGGGUGGACAUUCGUUUGGAUUAGUAGGAAAAAGUGCCGAAUUCGGUUACGGCAGCGGAGGCUAUGGCUUCGAUAGUGGUUACCACGGUUUAAAUUACGGAGGAGGAUUUGGUUACGGGGGUGGGUAUGGCUAUGGCGGUGGAUUUUCUUCCCACGGGGCUUUCCACGGUGGAUAUAGAUUGGCCAAACCAAUUGUGACAGCCACUAUCAAAGAACAUAUUCCGAUUCCGUAUCCUAAGCCCUAUCCAGUUUUUAUACGAAAACCCAUACCAUUUCCUGUUAGCGUUCCAAAACCAGUCCCAUACCCAAUAUUUGUGAAAAAGCAUGUUCCAGUUCCUAUCGAUCGGCCAGUGCCAUAUCCUGUCCCAGUACAUAUCACGAAGCAUGUACGAGUCCCAGUGCCGCACCCUUAUCCGGUUCCUGUGAAGGUACCCACGCCAGUGAUAGUUCCCAAACCAGUAGUCGUAACUAAGCCAGUAGUGAUAACUAAACCAGUCGUCCACUACGCUCCACUUGUACCAACACCCAUCGUGGCUGCACAUGCACCGAUCCUAGCGACGGCCGCUCAUGUUGAUGUGUCCGAUCAUGGUAUACACCAAACCCACGGACACCUACAAUCGCACGGAUUUUCGGCAGGGGCACACUUUGGCGCUACCUCAAACUAUGGCGCAGAAGCUCAUUACUCCAGUGGGGCUGUGGAUGGUGUUCUAUGCGAUCAGGGUUUAAUACAUUAGUUUCGUUCGGUGUUCAACGUCAAAAAUAAAAAUAAGUAAUCUUUCUUGUAGCAAAUUUAAACUAAUGCCAAUUAACCAGCCAACCUAAGAAAAUUGUUGUGAUUUAUGGAAGUUGAAUUGAGUAAACCUUCACACAAAAAACCAAAGUAGAAUUGAAAUCGAUUAGUUUCGAGAAUCUAAACUAAAAUUUUAACUGCCAUGGUAGGAAAUAAAUUUAUUGCUUUACAAUUAUGGUAUAUUGGUUCUCUUUCACUAUUGGUUUUAAAAACGGCUUUACUAACUAAACGGCACCACCAAAAUGUCAAAAAAUGCUUUUACUAAGAAGAAAUAUACUGUAUCUUGAA